AAUACGGCAGUGUGUGAAAAAACACCGGAAGUGCGGCCAGAGUUGUUGCACGUGUGUUCAACAGCACCGCAAAAUCGCCCUCAAGUUCAUUUCUUCGGUUGUUUUACGUAUUUUUGUGGAACAUGACAAAGGUAAAGAAGGAGAAAAAUGUCGAAGAGGAGACCGGAGGAACGGAGAAAUCAUAUCAAGAAUUAAUAGCUAGUGUAAACCCAAUCGCAAACCCGCUUGCAUCGCGUAAACUAAGCAAAAAACUCUACAAAUGCGUCAAAAAAGCGGCUAAAAUCAAACAAAUCCGGCUAGGAAUAAAACAAGUACAGAAGUUUAUCAACAAAGGAGAGAGGGGUAUUGUGGUGCUUGCUGGAGACACUCUUCCCAUCGACGUCUAUUCCCACUUACCAAUCGUGUGUGAAGAAAGAAACCUGCCCUAUGCUUAUGUGCCAUCUAAAGUUGAUUUGGGCUUAUCAGCUGGAUCGAAGCGUCCCAGCUGUGUUGUUAUGAUCAAACCAAAUGAUGAAUAUAAAGAAUCCUAUGACGAGUGUCUGGAGGAAGUCACAGCUCUGCCCAAACCAAUCUGAGGAAGCUUGAAUGUUUUGGAGUUUAUUUUUUAAAGAAUGAUUGAGUAUAUCAAAUCAAAUUAGAGUGGCUGAGUGACUUUGCGUGGUGUUCAUGUUCACCGGUGCAUCUGUCAUGUCGUUUAGAGACUGAACCCAGUUAUUGUUUUCUUUGUGGACUUCUUUAUUUGCUGAAAGAGGCACAAAUGUAUGAUAGGAGUUAAUGUGAUGUUUUAUAAAGGAAGCUAAGUUUGUCACCGGACAGUGGAUGGAGCUGUAAUGUUUGACACUCUUGAUCUCUGUAGUGCUUUGUGUAUUGGUUUACUUUGCUUUAAUAACUGCUUUGUGGCAGUGGAUCCCGGAGCGCUCAAAGAAAAUAAACCUUUCCAUUUUUUUGUACUGUUUCA
Messenger RNA from Labeo rohita (rohu), 958 nucleotides. It is a transcript of the gene nhp2, whose product is annotated as NHP2 ribonucleoprotein homolog (yeast). The transcript has 4 exons. NCBI's taxonomy places the organism in Eukaryota, Metazoa, Chordata, Actinopteri, Cypriniformes, Cyprinidae. Gene Ontology annotation, biological process: rRNA pseudouridine synthesis; snRNA pseudouridine synthesis. Gene Ontology annotation, cellular component: nucleolus; box H/ACA snoRNP complex. Bases 123 to 575 code for a protein of 150 amino acids. Gene Ontology annotation, molecular function: box H/ACA snoRNA binding. The record is from RefSeq and is a predicted model, not a curated record.